UAUUAGCAUCAAAUGAGCAACAAAAUCCAUAAAAAGUUUGCAUACAAUUUCAUCAUUCAUUCAGCAUGGAAGGUAUCGAGGAUUGUUUUGUCAAGUUUUUUCUUCAACAAGCCCAAGAAAUUGAGCCUGUUACCAUUCAAACAUUGAUCGAUCAUGGCUACCGAACAAAAUUAUCCUUGACUGCUAUGGAUUUGGAACGCGAUUUGCCUUUGAUCGACGAAAUUGCUUUAGCUCAACGAUCAUUGUUACGUCGGUAUUUGACAGCCUUACAAGAAAGUCAACCGUUCCAAGUAACAUUGACUAAAGAUCCACCUCCGGGUACUUUAAGCUACGACUACCAAAUGGGUAUUCCGAUCAAGAAACGCAAAUACGAUGUCUACAUUGCCGAUCAGAGUUACUCUCACUUUAGAGAUGAUGACAGAAAUAGUCCGGAAAAUUUCGAAAGUUCGUUCGAAUCCGCAGCCUCAUCAAAGAAAGUCCAUGAUUCGAUUGUGAAAAAAAUCAGUAAACAAAAAUCCCAAGUUAUUCAAAAAACCAAUCCUGAAAUGGAACAAUCCAAACAGAAUGGCACUUCUACUUCGAAAGCCGAAUGGCGUUCCCCGAAUGCGAAUGAAACGCGAACACGGAUUGUUCGUGAUUUUGAUAAAAUGUUUACGUCAAUCAACAAUGGACGCGAUUCACAGGAUCAGACGUUAUCGCAAAUCCCUACUAAUCUUAUGGAAACUUCAAUAGUCCAGGAUGAGGAAAUGAGUCAAAUAAAUGAAGAACAAAAUAAUAGCAUCAGAUCGAAAAGAGGUAGAAAAUCGAUAGUGCCUCGAACUCCUUCUCAAUUACGGUAUGAAAAAAUGCGACAAUCAUUAGCAGAUAACAGCAGCACUAGUAAUGCUGGCAUCUCAUCUGGACCUGUAAGCAAAACAACACGCCGAUCAUUGUUUCUAUCACAAUCAAAAUCUGAUUCAAAAGAUGUAUCAACUGGAGAGAACAAAAAGACUGUGAUGACACCAGCAGAACGUGAAGUACUUGCACGAAUCGAAGCAAAAAAACAAUCUCAAACAGGCACUAAAUCGUGUCGACGAAAGAAAUGAUACAGAUGUUUUGAUCAAUUUUUCUAAAUUAUAU
Molecule: messenger RNA, 1119 nt
Organism: Dermatophagoides pteronyssinus (European house dust mite)
Lineage: Eukaryota; Metazoa; Arthropoda; Arachnida; Sarcoptiformes; Pyroglyphidae
Source: RefSeq, a predicted model, not a curated record